GUGCAGGUUUGUUACAUAGGUAAGCUUGUGUCAUCGGGGUUUGUUGUACAGAUUAUUUCAUCACCUAGUUAUUAAGUCUACUACCCAUUAGUUGUUUUUCCUGAUCCUCUCCCUCCUCCCACCCUCUGCCUUCUGAAAGGCCCCAGUGUAUAUUGUUCCCAUCUAUGUGUUCAUGUGUUCUCAUCAUUACCUUCCACUUAUAAGUGAGAACAUGCCAUUUCUGGUUUUCUGUUUCUGUGUUAGUUUGCUAAGGAUAAUGGCCUCCAACUCCAUACAUGUCCCUGCAAAGGACUUGAUGGCAUUCUUUUUCAUGGGUGCAUAGUAUUCUGUGGUGUCUAUGUACCACAUUUUCUUUAUCCAGUCUAUCACUGAUGGGCAUUUGGUUGAUUCCAUGUCUUUGCUCUUGUGGAUAGUGCUACAGUGAACAUACGUGUGCGUGUGUCUUUACAAUAGAAUGAUUUAUAUUUCUUUGGGUAUAUACCCAGUAAUAAGAUUGUGGGGUUGAAUGGUGUUUCUGUCUUUAGGUCUUUGGGGAAUGACCACACUGUCUUCCACAAUGGCUGAACUAAUUUACACUCCCAUACACCCUUCCAAGACUGAACCAGAAAUAAAUUGAAUCCCUGAACAGACCAAUAAUGAGUUCUGAAAUUGAGGCUGUAAUAAAUAGCCCACCAACCAAAAAAAGUCCAGGACCAGAUGAAUUUGCAGCUGAAUUCUACCAGAUGUACAAAGAAGAGCUGAUGCCACUCCUACUCAAACUAUUCCAAAACAUUGAAAAAGAGAGACUUCUCCCUAACUUAUUCUAUAAGGCCAGCAUUAUACUUAUAAGCAAAACCUGGCAGUUAUAUAACAAAAAAAGAUAAUUCAGGCCAAUAUCCUUAAUGUAAUGAACAUCAAUGCAAAAAUCCUCAGCAAAAUACUGGCAAAUUGAAUCCAGCAGCACAAGAAAAAGCUUAUCCAUCAUGAUCAAGUAGGCAUCAUCCCCGGGAUGCAAGGUUGGUUCAACAAGGUUGGUAUCACAAUCAAUAAAUGUGAUUCAUCACACAAACAGAACUGAAGACAAAAAACAUGAUUAUCUCAAUAGAUGCAGAGAAAGCUUUUGAUAAAAUUCAAAAUCCAUGCUAAAAUCCCUUAAUAAACUGGGUAUUGGAAGAACAUACCUCAAAAUAGUAAGAUCCAUCUGAGUCUGUUCUGACUUGCGGCAGCCGCCCCCUUCUGCACAGUCAUGCCAAGUCAGCGCCUGGGCCUGGAACCUGGCCACAGCCCCUCAGCUUCGCCCACCGCCUCCUGACCAUGGAACCCCGCAAAGUGAACGAGCUUCGGGCCUUUGUGAAAAUGUGUAAGCAGGAUCCGAGCAUUCUGCACACCGAGGAAAUGUGCUUCCUGAGGGUGUGGGUGGAGAGUAUGGGGGGUAAAGUACCACCUGCUACUCAGAAAGCUAAAUCAGACGAAAAUACCAAGGAAGAAAAACCUGAUAGUAAGAAAGUGGAGGAAGACUUAAAGGCAGACAAACCAUCAAGUGAGGAAAGUGAUCUAGAAAUUGAUAAUGAAGGUGUGAUUGAACCAGACACUGAUGCCCCUCAAGAAAUGAGAGAUGAAAAUGCAGAGAUAACAGAGGAGAUGAUGGAUCAGGCAAAUGAUAAGAAAGUAGCUGCUAUUGAAGCCCUAAAUGAUGGUGAACUGCAGAAAGCCAUUGACGUUUUCACAGAUGCCAUUAAGCUGAAUCCUCACUUGGCCAUUUUGUAUGCCAAGAGGGCCAGUGUCUUUGUCAAAUUACAGAAGCCAAAUGCUGCCAUCCAACACUGUGACAGAGCCAUUGAAAUAAAUCCUGAUUCAGCUCAGCCUUACAAGUGGCGAGGGAAAGCACACAGGCUUCCAGGCCACUGGAAAGGAGCAGCCCAUGAUCUUGCCCUUGUCUGUAAAUUGGAGUAUGAUGAAGAUGCUAGUGCAACACUGAAAGAAGUUCAAUUUAGGGCACAGAAAAGUGCAAAACAUCGGAGAAAGUAUGAGCAAAAAUGUGAAGAGUGAGAGAUCAAAGAAAGAAUAGAAAGAGUUAAGAAGGCACGAGAAGAGCAUGAGAGAGCCCAGAGGGAGGAAGCAGCCAGACAACAGUCAGGAGCUCAGUAUGGCUCUUUUCCAGGUGGCUUUCCUGGGGUAAUGCCUGGUAAUUUUCCUGGAAGAAUGCCUGGAAUGGGAGGGGGCAUACCAGGAGUGGCCAGAAUGCCUGGGCUUAAUGAAAUUCUUAGUGAUCCAGAGGUUUUUACAGCCAUGCAGGAUCCAGAAGUUAUGGUGGGCUUCCAGGAUGUGGCUCAGAACCCAGCAAAUAUAUCAAAAUACCAGAGCAACCCAAAGGUUAUGAAUCUUAUCAGUAAAUUGUGAGCCAAAUUUGGAGGUCAAGCAUAAUGCCCUUCUGAUAAAUAAAGCCCUUGCUGGAGGAAAAGCAACCAAGAUCACCUUACAGAUGUCACAAUAAUACAAACCAGUGUACC
Molecule: messenger RNA, 2489 nt
Organism: Pan troglodytes (chimpanzee)
Lineage: Eukaryota; Metazoa; Chordata; Mammalia; Primates; Hominidae
Product: hsc70-interacting protein-like
Exons: 1
Coding region: 1294-2028 (244 amino acids)
Molecular function (GO): Hsp70 protein binding; protein dimerization activity
Source: RefSeq, a predicted model, not a curated record